Molecule: messenger RNA, 729 nt
Organism: Haemonchus placei
Lineage: Eukaryota; Metazoa; Nematoda; Chromadorea; Rhabditida; Trichostrongylidae
Source: the annotation of a GenBank genome assembly
CAGGACGACGAUGCUGAAUGUGAUUAUAUUCAUGCCAAUAGGGUAAAGAUGGAUAAGGCUGAUCGGGAAUUUAUUAUGACACAAGUUCCCAAAACAAAUACAAUUGAGGAUUUUUGGAGAAUGGUCUUUCAACAACAGUGCUCUGGUUUGGUCUUAUUAUGUAAUUACCGGGAAGAAAGCACACAAAGUUGCGAGGAGUUCUUUCCAACAGAUGCUGCUGCUUAUAAAUACUUUGGUCAAAUGUUCGUAAACACUAAAAAAGUGGAUCAUCUCGAAAAAACCAAAAUAUAUACAAUCGAAGUAUUACCUGAUGGUUGUUCUAACUCCUUCGUAACGCAGCUUGCUCAUUUUACCUCGUGGCCUGAAAAGCCUGGUCCUAUCGGGGUUAUCUGUAACGCCGGCGUUGGUCGAAGCGGUGCAUACGUGGCCAUAGAUGUCGCUUGUGCUCGACUUUUUAAAGGAUAUCAAUCAAAUAUGAAAGACAUUGCAUUGGAACUCCGGCGGCAACGAGCAUGCAGUAUAGACAAUGAAGUGCAAUAUUUCUUUGUUUACUCUACCGUACUAUGUUAUAUAAAGGCAAAAAUGCCGAAAUAUAGCAAACAAGUGUCGAAAUUCUACGCUGAUUUAAAGCAAAGCCUAGGAAAACCUAAGCGAGUACUCAUAACGAAGCAAUACAACCUCAUCAUAAGGAACCCCUCUUUCCCUGUACUUAUUCUAAUUGUUAAAUAA